Equus quagga is the source of this 2975-nucleotide messenger RNA. It is a transcript of the gene NUGGC, whose product is annotated as nuclear GTPase, germinal center associated. The record is from RefSeq and is a predicted model, not a curated record. Gene Ontology annotation, molecular function: GTPase activity. Bases 1 to 2385 code for a protein of 794 amino acids. NCBI's taxonomy places the organism in Eukaryota, Metazoa, Chordata, Mammalia, Perissodactyla, Equidae. The transcript is spliced from 18 exons.
AUGGCAGAAACUGAGGAUUUUGUGGGUCAGGAGCCACAUCCAGUUGACGAUGAUUUAUUUAAAGAGCCAAUGAAAAAAAGAAGACGUUCAGAUCGAGACCAACGGUUCCGAGCAUUUCCCUCCGUGGAACAAAGUGCUCUUAAGGAAUAUGAAAAAUUGGAGUCACGGACCAGAAGGGUUUUGAGCAACACUUAUCAGAAACUUAUUCAGUCUGUCUUCCUGGAUGACAGUAUUCCUAACGGAGUCAAGUAUCUCAUAAAGAGGCUUCUUGCCUUGAUUGAAAAACCAUCAUUGGACCCAAUCUACAUUGGAUUAUUUGGAAGCUCUGGGGCUGGGAAGAGCUCCCUGAUCAAUGCCAUCAUCCAGCAAGAAAUGUUUCUACCUGUGUCUGGAGAAAGUAUAUGUACGUCAUGUAUUGUACAAGUGAGCUCGGGCUGCUGUGAACAGUAUGAGGCCAAAAUCCACCUUCUCUCUGACCAGGAGUGGAAGGAGGAGCUGAAGAACUUGACUAAACUCCUACACAGGACGGAGGAGCUGGGCAGAGAAGAGGCAGAUAAGUGGGACAGGGAAGAUGCAGUGGAGGAAGCCAUCUGGAAGCUACAAAUACUUUACGGAAAUGGGGCGGAAAGGAAGAACUAUGAGGAGUUACUAAGGGCAAAGCCCAAAGGAAAAAUUCCCACCUCCAGAAUCAUCACCCUCAAGGCAGAAGAGGCAGGAGAGCUGUCCAUCAAGCUGGACCCCUACAUCCGGACUCAGAGGAGAGACUGGGAUGGAGAAUCAGCUGAGACACAAAUCUGGCCCUUGAUCAAACAAGUGGAAGUGACUCUUCCCAAAUCAGAGCUGAUUCCAGAAGGAGUUGUGUUAGUGGACAUUCCAGGCACAGGUGACUUCAACAGCAAGAGGGAUGAGAUGUGGAAAAAGACCAUUGAUAAAUGCUCAGUGAUCUGGGUGAUCAGCGACAUUGAAAGAGUUUCUGGAGGGAGAGCCCAUGAAAACCUUCUGAAUGAGAGCAUCAAAGCCUGCCAGAGGGGUUUCUGCAGGGACGUUGCCCUGGUGGUCACCAAGAGCGACAAACUCCACUUGCCAGAAUAUCUAAGGGAAAGAAAAGUGAGAAAUCAAGCUAUUCAAAGUCAGCGAGAGGCUGUUUUAGAAAGAAAUGCAGUGAUAAAACUACAGAGGAAUAAAAUUCUCAAGGAAAAGCUAACGAGAAAACUGCCAGCUGACUCCAAGGUCCUGGAUGCCUCAGAUCUGGUGUACACAGUCAGCGCCCAGGAGUACUGGCAGCAGGCUCUCCUCACUGAGGAGGAAACUGAAAUCCCCAAGUUAAGAGAAUAUAUCAGGAAAAGGCUCUUGGACAAGAAGAGGAGGAUGGUGACCAAGUAUGUUACUGAAGCCUUUGGCCUGUUGCUCCUCACAGACAGUUUCAACUGCACGGAAAACCUGCCGAAUGAAUUCUUGCACAUGAGUGGCCUGCGGAGAUUUGUGGAAGAGAGGAUGCAGCUGCUGGAGAAGGCCAUCGACCAGUGCUUUGCUCAUGUAGCACAGCCUCUGCAAGAAGGGGUUAGAAAUGCCAGGGCUUCCUACCGGCGGAUCCUCGGGGCAUUCCUGGUGAGGAGUAGAGGAAACCAGGGUUUUCACCAGACUCUGAAAGCUGUUUGCUUGAAAAAUGGCAUCUAUGCCUCCAGGACUCUCACAAGAAUAGAUCUGAAUGAAGCCAUCACUCAGCCCAUCUAUGACCAGAUCGAUCCUGUUUUUGGAGGCAUUUUUAGAGCUGGAAAGCCCACUGGUUCAGCUUUGAUGCCUCACAUAGAUGCUUUUAAGCACUCUCUGCAGGAGAAAAUGACAGAAAUUGGGAUAAGAAAUGGCUGGAAAUAUGAUAGCUGCAAAAGAAGUUUCCUGAUCCAGGAGAUAAGUGCCAUCCUGGGAGACAUGGAGGAACACAUCCUCAGAAAGAAGAGGAGGAUCUAUGAGUCUCUCACCACCUCUGUUCAGAGCGACCUGAAGCCCUGUUACGAAGAGGCAGCUCAGAUCACUGGCAAAAAAGCUUGUGAGAGAAUGAAAGAUGUCAUCAGAAGAGGGGUCGACCAGCAGGUGGCCGAGGGCAUGUUUGAAAGGGCUCAAGAAAGGAUGCAACACCAAUUUCAGCAACUGAAGAAUGGAAUCACGGAGAAGGUGAAGGGCAGUAUCGCCACCAUGCUGACCCUUGCUUCAUCCCAAGGGGAUGGUCUCUACAAGGAGCUUGCAGAUGUCAAAAGUGAAUACAGGGAGAUGGAGAAGCUGCACAGAAGCCUGAGGGAGGUUGCUGAGAAUGCCGUGCUGCGGAGGGGCAUGCAAGAGUUCCUUCUGAAGAUGUCCCCCAGCAAAGCUGGCCCCCCUACAACAUAGAUUUAAUUCUUGGGGCUUAACACCAAAGGGAUGAAAAGCAAGCCUGGAGCCAAAUAAGUAGAAGUACUUCUUUUAAGAAAAACCUAAUAAAGAAGAUCUCCCAACUGUUUGGGCUUUAUAUGCAAUAUAAAAUUCAAUAUAUUGUUACUUCUGGCAUGAGCUAAUUCCUGAGCAACAUUCAUUUUUAUUCUAUAGACAAAAAGAGCCGUCUUGAAUCCGCAAUGGAGUUCUAAAGCUUUAGGGACUAGAAACUCGUGCUUCACCAAAGAAAAAUAUGUAAACGUCAAAAACUUAAAUAUUAUGGGGAAAAAAACCCAUUGCAAAAUAAAGCAUUAGGGAUCCAAUUCUAGUUCCCGUUUUAAUACUGAUGAGACUUUUUGGGUAAGGAGGUAACAUUGUGCCAUGGAAACAACAUGGGUUUGAGAGAGAGACGGACAAGAGCCCUGGCUUCACCUCCUCUCGGGAGUGUCCUCUACGAUCAGUGCUUCUGAAACGUUUCGAUCUGGGGACCCUGCACUCUUAAGAAUUAUCGAGGACUCUAAGAGCUUUUGUUUAUGUGGGUUAUAUCUCUUGAUAUCAAAUUAGAUUAA